AUGCCAUCCGAUCUCACAACUAUUGGCUUCAAUGCUUUCCUCGUUUUCUUGUCAAGAAAGCAUCAUAUGUACUACAACCGUUUCUCUAACUACGGACAGCAGGAAGACUCCAUUUACGAGAACGAUGCUGAUGAGGAAACAAAAGAGGCAGCGAGCAGAGGGAUGGAUCAGUCAGCCGACAAUCAACCCGGCACCAGCACUUCAUCCAACUAUUAA
Molecule: messenger RNA, 216 nt
Organism: Caenorhabditis remanei
Lineage: Eukaryota; Metazoa; Nematoda; Chromadorea; Rhabditida; Rhabditidae
Exons: 2
Coding region: 1-216 (71 amino acids)
Source: RefSeq, a predicted model, not a curated record